Messenger RNA from Parnassius apollo (apollo), 414 nucleotides. Lineage: Eukaryota; Metazoa; Arthropoda; Insecta; Lepidoptera; Papilionidae. The record is from the annotation of a GenBank genome assembly.
AUGAAUGCUACAACCGUGGAUUAUGAAGAUUAUGGAGAUUAUUACAAUUCAGUGCCUGAAACAAUCAUUGGUGAAAUCGGCGAUUUAACAGACAAUGAAAUUAAAUUCCUAGAUGUUGCUAAAGAAUUUCAAGAAGUGAUUAAACAUUUUGAAAAUAUUAUAAAAUUGAUAAUACCAUUUUUCACAUUAUGUUUUUCGAUAAAAGCUUUCUUAAAUAUAUCUUUAUCAAGAAAUGUCUAUACGGCAAAAGAAUUGUCAGUAUUUUGCUAUUGUUCGGCUGCAAUUAUUCAUUUGUAUGAAGAACUGCUGAUUUAUGUAUUAGGGGUUGCUACGAUAUAUGAAGACUGUCCAGGUUUGUCAGCCCUACAAACAUUAGUGCAGUACCAUGGUGCUGUGGCCACAAGGAAAUGCUAA